CCUUACCCACCCUCCUUGGGGCCAACCCCUACAAUGGAGUCUCUCUUCCUACUUGCUUUCUCUCUCCUAGCCUUAAUCAUAUCAGUGAAGCUCUUGUAUAGCAAAAGAUUCAAGCUUCCUCCAGGUCCAAGGCCAUGGCCAUUGUUUGGCAACUUACAUGAAAUAGAGCCUGUUAGGUUCAGGUGUUUUGCAAAGUGGGCUGAGCGCUAUGGACCCAUUAUGUCUGUUUGGAUUGGAGGAAGCCUCAAUGUUAUUGUAUCGAGCCCUGAAUUGGCCAGAGAGGUGCUCAAAGAGCAGGACCAGCAUCUAGCUAAUAGACAUAGAACAAGGUCUGCUGCAAAGUUCAGUAGAGAGGGAACUGACCUUAUCUGGGCUGAUUAUGGUCCUCACUAUGUCAAGGUUAGGAAGCUUUGCACUCUAGAGUUGUUCUCAGUUAAGAGGCUUGAGGCACUUAGGGCCAUAAGGGAGGAGGAGGUCUCGGCCAUGGUGGAGUCCUUGUAUACGGAUUGCAAAGGAAAAUCUGAAGAAAGGUUGGUGUUGAGGACGUAUCUCUCAGUUGUGACCUUCAACCACAUCACUAGGCUAGUGUUUGGGAAGCGAUUCAUUAACUCCAAGGGAGAGAUGGAGGAGCAAGGGAAGGAGUUUAAGGACAUUGUGGCCACAGGCAAUGAGCUUAGUGCAUCGUUGUCCAUAGCUGAGCACCUGCCAUGGCUGCAAUCCCUAUUCCCAUUAGAGGUAGAGGCCUUUGAUAAACAUUGGGACCGUCGUGACCGACUCACACGCACCAUCAUGGAAGAGCACACAAAGGCACGUCUCGAGUCUGGUAGCGAGCAACAGCACUUUGUGGGUGCACUUCUCUCGUUGCGUGAUGAAUACGAUCUUAGCGACGAUACAGUCACAGGCCUACUUUGGGACAUGAUCCAGGCCGGCAUGGACACAAUAGCCAUAACAUGUGAGUGGGGCAUGGCAGAGCUCAUUCGGAACCCUCAAGUACAAGCCAAAGCGCAAGAGGAGCUCGAUAGAGUCAUCGGAGACAAGCGCGCAAUGACAGAGUCUGACUUCUCGCAGCUCCCAUAUCUGAGGUGCAUUGCCAAGGAGUCCUUACGUCUCCAUCCCCCCACCCCCCUAAUGCUCCCACACAGAGCCUCAAAGCACAUCAAGCUCGGCGGCUAUGACGUGCCUAAGGGUUCCAACGUGCACGUGAACGCCUGGGCGAUCGCUAGGCAUCCGGAUACCUGGAAGGACCCUACAGUAUUUCGUCCUGAGAGGUUCCUAGAAGAUGAUGUCGACAUGAAAGGCCAGGACUUUAGGCUCCUGCCAUUCGGAUCUGGUAGGAGAAUUUGCCCUGGAGCCACAUUGGGGACUUACCUUCUUCAAUUGAUGCUAGGCAGGAUGUUACAUGGUUUCAGAUGGACCACAAUAGAUGCCUCGAGCAUCGAUAUGUCCGAGGACCCGGGCCUAGUGGCCUUCAUGACCACUCCACUGGUGGCUGUGGCCACCCCAAGGCUGCCUUCUGAUUUAUACUCAUGUCAGUCCAUGAAAGUGUGAAGUCUAUUGUAUCGACGAUGGUUGGAUCGACGGUCGAUAAUGGCCCGACGAAGAUUGUGAUAUUAAAUCCGUCGCUCAUUGAGGAAACAUACUGGAAGUAAGAGGUGUGAAUGCUUCGGAUGAUAAUAAAAAAAAAUCAUAUCAAAGGUGUGAAUGCUUCGGAUGAUAAUAAAAAAAAAUCAUUGAUAUGGAUGUAUAUUGCUUUUUUAGUAGUUCUUAGGACAUGUUUGAAUCCCUUUGGAAAGGUUGAGAAAACAAUGUAGAGAUGAGUUUCACUUAGUAUAGGAGAGAAUAUGUUUUAUGAGGAGAAAAUAUAAAUUAGUGUUUGAUUGGUUAA
Messenger RNA from Amborella trichopoda, 1885 nucleotides. RefSeq names its product cytochrome P450 98A2. Gene Ontology annotation, molecular function: iron ion binding; heme binding; monooxygenase activity. NCBI's taxonomy places the organism in Eukaryota, Viridiplantae, Streptophyta, Magnoliopsida, Amborellales, Amborellaceae. The record is from RefSeq and is a predicted model, not a curated record.